AUGGAGGCAGGAUGUGAGAUUGGCGCUGAUGUCUGUGGUCGGUGUAUUCUGUUUGCACAGACUUCCAUGACUCAGCACUACCACAUUUAUGGUACUUGUUAUAUUUGCUUGACAGACACUGGUAGAAUAGAGGAGACUGUUCCUGGGGUUAGAUGGAGUGUAGAAGAUGGUGGACUUGGCAUGUGGACUUUCUAUUACCGUAAAUGUUUUUGCAUUGCUUUUUCUUACAGCAAUAGGUAUGUCUAUGAUACUUUGACAUUCCAUUAAAAUGUAACAAAGGCUCACGACCAUAACUCCAUGCAGUUUUUCAAUUUAUGAAUCCUCUCCGUCUCUCCUCAGAUCCAGUGGAUGUGUUGCGGAUGCUGCAGCUGCCCUCUCUCCCCGAGGGUGUGCGGAAGGUUCCAGGCUUCUGCACCUCCCGCCGUGCCGGCUCCGCUGACCAUGCCUACCGCAUCACCAAGAAGGCCCAGAUCUCUGCCCCCACCAAUCAACUCUUCUCAGGUACCUCUAUAUCCAUGUCUAACUAGGGUCGUGUUCAUUAGGCACCAAACGGAUGAAAACAGACUGAAACAGUGAUGGACUGCCUGGACUCUACCAAUAAGAAACGUUCAUUUUUGUUUUCCGUUGCAAAACAUUUCAAACGUCUUCCGAUGCGUGCCCUAAUGAACACGACCCAGGCCUCAAAUGGACUAAAGCUACAACAUACCUCAUCCCUCAGGUUGACUUGGAAAGAUGAGGUCGGCAUUACCUGUAAAUGGGAUGGAUUGCUGAAACAAUGGACACAGACUUGGGCAUACAAUUCAUGCCACGUGCCUUCUGUGAAUUUAUUUGUGUAAUGUGUAAUGAUUGCUAUUUUUGUAUUUUUCUUUUAGUGGUUCUUAUCAUUGUUGUUCGGUUUUAGGGUUUAUUUUAAUCUUACAAUUACCUUAAGGAGGUUAGUUGGACCAUAACUUUGCAGCUUUAGUGCUAGAUUGCUUUUGCGUUAGGCAUAUAAUUAUUUCGUGCAAGAGCAUGUGAAAUGUAAAUGCCUUUGGAAGAGCCUAAACACAUUAACAGCCAACUAACUACCGUCUGAGACGCUGACGCGCCCUAGGAUAUCCUGAAAAGUCAAAAGCUCAUUUUCUUAGUUUGGUUUCUAGAUUUUUCUACACCCACCUUUUAUGUCUUUUCACACUUCAAUCCUUCAAACCCUCACUUUUAAAUUCCAAUAAAAGUUGCAACUGUCUACUCUUAGACAGCCCUAACUCAUCAAUCAUCUACCCCUCUACUGUGUCUAAUAUCCUUCUUCCCCCAAUGCCUCCCUCUCUCCCCUCUUCUUUCUUUCCUCCAUGCCUCUUUCUCCUCUUUUAUUCUCUUCAUGCCUCCUCCUCCCCUCAUCUCCUCCAGGUCGUUUCCCGGAGAACUUCUCCAUUAUGGCUCUGGUCAAGGCCCAUGCGGGCCUCCAGGCCUUCCUGCUGUCCAUCUACAGUGAGCAGGGUGUCCAGCAGCUGGGUGUGGAGCUGGGACGCUCCCCCGUCUUCCUGUACGAGGACCAGACCGGCAAGCCCGCCCCCGAGGACUACCCCCUCUUCAGCGGCAUCAACCUGGCCGACGGCAAGUCAGUAACAACACGUCCCGCGGCUCUGUGUUUGUGUGUGUGGGGUGUGUGUUUGUGUGUGUUUGGGUGUGUGUUUGUGUGUGUGUGUGUGUGUGUGUGUGUGUGUGUGUGUGUGUCAGUAUUUCCAUGUGUACUGGGGUUUUCAGUGUUUGCAUGCAUGGUUGUUUUAGUUUUAUGCAUACACAUUACAUCAUAUGAAUAUCUUCUUCAUUAGUCUGAUUUUGUAGGGUUGUUAUGAGAUUUGACACAUUUUGCCUCAGUGUCCCAGAACAGUGGUUUUCAAACUUCUCCUCAAGGACCCCCAGAUGUUUCAGAAUUGUGUUGUAGCCCUGAGCUAUGUCACUGAUUCAACUUAUCAGUGGCUUGAUAAUUAGUUGACAAGUUGAACUUUGGUAUGCUAGCUCUGGAAUAGUUCAAAUACAUGGAAUGGCUGUGGGUCCCCGAGGAGAGGUUUGAAAACCCCUGUCCCAGAACAGUCUGGUUUCAAUCAUGUGAAGUCCCAUAAGUCUUUCACACACACACACACACACACACACACACACACACACACACACACACACACACUCACACACUCACACACACACAUACAAUUUACACUGUGUACAUUGGGGUUUCCUUUAAGCAACCCCCUCCAGCACAUUACACAGUUGUGCUUUAUCUCCUCCCUGCCUGUAGGUGGCACCGCAUCGCUAUCUCCGUGUCGAAGAAGAACGUCACCCUGCUCCUGGACUGUAAGAAGCGCAUGACCAAGGCCCUGCCCCGCAGCAACAGCCCCGUGGUGGACACCAAGGGCAUCACCGUGUUCGGAGCACGCCUGCUGGACGAGGAGGUCUUCCAGGUCAGAGGUCACUAGUCACUAGUACCAUAGAGUUAUACACUGAGUGUACAAAACAUUAGGAACAAUCUUCCUAAUAUUGAGCUGCACCCCCUUUUGCCAUCAGAACAGCCACAAUUCGUCUGGGCAUGGACUCUACAAGGUGUCGAAAGCGUUCCACAGGGAUGCUGGCCAAUAUUGACUCCAAUGCUUCCCACAGUUGUGUCAAGUUGGCUGGAUGUCCUUUGGGUGGUGGACCAUUCUUGAUACACACGGGAAACUGUUGAGCGUGAAAAACCCAGCAGCGUUGCAGUUCUUGACACAAACCUAUUCGCCUGGUGAUAAUAUAUCAUUCACAAGUGAUAGGCUAAUAUUGUCACCCAUCAGAUUAUUCUUGAUUUAAUCUUGUCUUUACAUAUACUAAAUAAUAUAUGUAAGACAUUUGUUUUGAUUUAGAAUGGAACAUUAUCAUGCACCUGUCUCGAAACAGGGGCAGGGGGAAAAAAUACAUGUCUUCUAUGCACUUAAAUAGCGAAUGGAUUACGCUUUUCAUGUGGUUCAUUUUCAUGCCUGCCAGGUAGGCUAUACUCCUGUUGUAAAGAGAAGCAAUGUGCUUAAUAUUAGGAAAGUUGAGAAAUAAAUAUAGUAGGCCUAGCCUAUAGAAAGCUGUUGGGAUCCUCCUCUUUUUAAUAGAGGCCAUCACUCUGUUUUCUCACGCAAUUGCAUAGCCUAUAGAAAUGUUGAGCAACAUGAGCUCAUGGGCUCUCAUUAAGUGUUUGAUUAGAUUUUCGAUUACAUUUGCAUUGAUCUCAGAGUGAUUAGAGGGACAAUAGAGUGCUGAGUACCAGGCAGUUAGCAAGUUUGGUAGGCUACUAAUGACCAUCAGCAGCAUCAGAGCUUGGAGAAGCCUAAUUACUGUUUGACUGCCUUCAUGACUCGUGACCGCCGGUGUGGUGGUAAUACGGUCACCGUAACAGCCCUACGCCUGGCACCUACUACCAUACCCCGUUCAAAGGCACUUCAAUAUUUUGUCUUGCCCAUUCACCUUCUGAAUGGCUUAAAAAUCCUUCUUUAACCUGUCUCCUCCCCUUCAUCUACACUGAUUUAAAGUGGAUUUAACAGGAGACAUCAAUAAGGGAUCAUAGCUUUCACCUGGAUUCACCUGGUCAGUCUAUGUCAUGGAAAGAGCAGGUGUUCAUAAUGUAGAGAUAUACAUGUCCCAAUAUUAUUAGAUUGCUUCCUUUUCUCGUCUCCUCUACUUCCUGAGAACUGAUAGGGAGAAAAACGGAAUAUGGGUCUAACUUCUUUCUUUGACCUAUCAAGUUCUUACAGGUUUGUGGUCUUGAAGGAAAGGGGGCUAGGAUUGUGAAGGCUACUGAUUGUGGUAGCACUUUUAUUAAGAUAUUCAAUCUGCUUCAGUAAAUAGGCUACCAUGUUAUGUUAUUACCAAGCUCAACCACUCCCAUUGACAGGAUAACUAAUGUUCUUCAAUAAUCUUCAUCUUCUUCUUCUUGUUUGUCCAACAAAAACCUGAUGAACCCUUAUCCCUUCAAAAUCAGCGGAUCUGCUUUCAGCUCUGGAACUGAUUCAAAUUCAAUGACUUCUCAUUUCAAUGAGGUUUUCUGUUUGUUUUCUAAUUCCCACAGGGUGAUAUCCAACAGCUGCUGAUCGCAUCCAACCCUCAGGCUGCUUAUGACUUCUGUGAACACUACAGCCCCGACUGUGACUCCCCUCUACCCAAGACCCAGUCCCAGGACCCCAACACAUACGUGAGUAACACAGCAAAACACCACAUACACUGAACAGUAACCUGGAAGUGAUUUAGGAUUCACCAUUACACCACUAAGUCACCACAGUAUUAUAAAGUACCACUCACUAUAAAUGCAGCUCACGUCACUACAGUCUAUCUAUGCAGUCCAGCUACUUCAAACAUCACGACAACAGCAUAAAACAACUUGGACCCACACAAGCUAGUGCAACACAACACAUUAUAGCAUAGUGCAGUGCAAUACUGCCAUCCUAAACCCAAUAUUCACUGAUAUGGUGGCAUGUCCACGCAAACCCCACUGCUCACUAAACGCAGUGAGGCCUCGUCAUCCUCAGACAUCUACAGCUCCAGGAAGUCAUCAAAGUGCUGCUCUGUCCUCUCGCAUUAUGAGUUUGUAUCUAUCCACUUUCCACAACACCUACGUGUGUUCUGAGGGAAUUAAAUAAAAGGAGAGCCCUUUGUUUACCACUACAAACAAUACACAAUACAAACAAUGCGGUAAUGCUUCAGUAAUACAGGCAAACGGAUGAGAAAGUGGUCAGAAGUCAAGUCAUGUCAAUUGUUUCCUCUUGGGAAAAAUUGAGUUUUUAAUUUGUUUGGGUUUGUUGAAAUCCUAAUGCAAGACUUAUUUCAAUAAAGACACACAAGCAUUGAAUCACAGUUGAUUUGCACUCAACUUGAAUAAAAUGCUUUUUUAGAACAAAAGGGAAAGAGGAUGAUACAAUCAGACUGCUUCUCUACUCUUCAUCAUUCCAUUUCAUGACUAUGGAGAAGUAUCACUUUGGAUGCACCAAUCACAGAAAACAUGUAUUAGAAAUGCUGCUGAAAUGAUUGCUGUUGAAUGAAUAUAAAUCGGUGUGGUUUUAUUCAUUGCGUUGGUUUUCUCAUUCAUCAAGAUCCUCCAUGUGUCUCCAUUACUAUGGCUCCAGACAUUCAUCGACACAUGGAGUCGUAAUGAAUCGAAAAACAUUGCUUUUAUUUACUUCUCCAAUGCACUCGUCCCCACCAUAUUUCCCCCCUCACUCUCUCCUUUCAUGCCUUCCUCUCCCCCCUCACUCUUCGCCCCUCCUGUCCUCCAUUCCUCUGCCUAUAUCACCUUCUUGCCUACCUCCAUCUCUCUCAGUACUUUGAUGAGGACCAAGAUGACCAUGAAUACCUCUAUUAUUAUGGGGAAACAACAGACACCCCCUCCUCUCUGUCCAUCUCCCCCUCCCCACAACUAGGGGGGCCCACUCAACAGGUAAAGAGGGAGGAAGAUAAUCAAAAUAGACAGAAAGGAAGGAGAGAUAGAGGCACAGAGAAAGAGGUAUGA
Messenger RNA from Coregonus sp. 'balchen', 5491 nucleotides. The record is from the annotation of a GenBank genome assembly. Lineage: Eukaryota; Metazoa; Chordata; Actinopteri; Salmoniformes; Salmonidae.